This is a messenger RNA of Ceratina calcarata, 942 nucleotides long. Its product is annotated as UPF0193 protein EVG1. The transcript has 6 exons. Bases 68 to 886 code for a protein of 272 amino acids. Lineage: Eukaryota; Metazoa; Arthropoda; Insecta; Hymenoptera; Apidae. The record is from RefSeq and is a predicted model, not a curated record.
UAAUAUAAAGUAUUUACGUUGUGCAUUUUUAUCAAAAAUAUUAAUAAAGACGAAACCGCAAUGGGGAAUGCUAGUUAUGGUAUAUGAUACUUCACAAGCGUUUCAGUUCUGUACAAUGAAUCGAUUACGCUUUAUUACUAGUCCGAAGCAGGUGCCACUUGAGCCGUUUAUUGACAAUAAAGGAAGUUGCAAAAUGGAUCGGAGGUAUCAAAAGGUCGAGAUGGGGGUGGGUGCGUUCCACCACCCGCCGCGAGCAAAAUACAGUGAGGACACGAAAAAUUUGAUCAAACUUUUAAUGGAAGAAUCGAAAGUGAGUAUGAUGAGAAGGAAGUCCAUUCAGGAAGCGAUUAAUAGGGGUGAAUCCUUGCCACCAGUUGAAGAAGGAUUGAAGAGAGGCUCGAAUAAAAAUAAUUCUCAAUAUCAGGUCUUGCUGCCUACUGUUUGGAAGAAGCGGACCCAAGAUAUGAUCGUUCAAAGCGGCGCAUAUGAGAGAGAGCAAUAUAGACGACUAUCACCUUUGCGUAACAAAGAAAAGCAGAAGCGUCAUUUGGCAUGCAUGAUGGCAUAUGGGAAGGACAUGCCUGAAACUCCUCGGGAGAUCUCGAGCUUAUAUAAAUCGCGACGACCGCCACCACGUGCCGAUACCGCUGAACUUAUCGAUAAUUUGGCGCGUGGAAUUCAAGAGCGAAUGGAAUUUUUAAGCGACAUGGAAUGCCUUGGAAUGGGUAAAAAGUACCGUCCUAUGAUACAACAAGAAAUCGCUGGUAAAUUGCGAUUAAUCGAAUCGGUGGAUAAGCAAAAGUCCAAAGAGAUUCGAAAAGAGAUCAGGGAUCUAGAGAGACCAGUGCCGAAACCAUUCCCUUUAGGACAACUCGAUGAUAACUAACAAUUUUUCUAACUUACGAACUCACUUAAGUAAUUUAUAUUUUGUACGAAUUUUGU